Molecule: messenger RNA, 1653 nt
Organism: Alternaria postmessia
Lineage: Eukaryota; Fungi; Ascomycota; Dothideomycetes; Pleosporales; Pleosporaceae
Exons: 3
Coding region: 1-1653 (550 amino acids)
Source: RefSeq, a predicted model, not a curated record
AUGUCCGGAUUUGAAAUAGCUGGGGUAGUACUGGGAUCAAUUCCAUUGGUCGUAUCAGCUUUGGAGCACUAUGCUGAAGGGCUCUCAACCAUAAGAAGCAUGCAAAAGUACGAGGAAGUAUUCGGAUAUCUUCAUGCUUCUUUCGUAACUAUCGCUUGCAUCUACAGGAAUGCUUGUGAAGAGCUUUUGAGUCCAUUAGCUCUCUCUGAUGAUCAACUAUUUCAGCUUCUCGAGAAUCGCGAGAGUUCAGCAUGGGAGAGCCCAGAGCUUAGCGAUGCUUUACGCAAUCGAUUGGGAAGCAACUAUCUACCCUUCAAAUCUUCUGUCAAGCAACUAAACAAGAAGAUCAACCUUUUCGGUCGAAAGUUGCAACUAGACAAGGACUUCCAGCCACCGUGGACUAGAGCAACAGGUUGUGUCGAUGUGAUGGCACGAAACAAGUUCUUCAAUGAUCCAUGGAUCCGCAUUAAAGGAGGGUUCAAGUCGAAGCACUACAAAGAACUGCUAUCGUCUAUUGAAGAAGACAUUAGCCGCAUUGCCAAUCUCACAGCGGGAGCUAUUGCGCUUCAGCCAUUGCGAGUUGAAAGAAGACGCAGAGCGAACACGGAAUACUUGACAAAGUUUCGUCAGCAGGCGGAGAAACUUUACGACGCUUUUAACACACGAUGGUCGUCAAGAUGUGUAUGCCAAAGUACACAUCAAGCAAAUUUGCGACUUGACAUACAAAGAGAAGAGGAAGCAGGCAAACCUUCCACAUUCAAACUGGUGUUUACAUUUGGCUCAUCACAAGCCGGAAAUACUGCUCCUUGGAAAUCGAUCCCAGUGGAGAUCGAGGCUGUUGAUGUCACUGAUACGACGAAAUCACACGACUCACUGCUCCCUAGUAUUGUAGUCCACUCAAACAUCGAAGCACACGACCACUGGAAAUGCUUAAAAAGAGCUCCGGAUAUCGUCGAUCUAUGCGCGACAUUGCAACGCUGUCCAAGCCCAGACUGCAUAGGGGUAAUGAGCAGCAAGCUCGCCAAACAUCACAUCCACACUCUUCACCUACCCAAUGCCAACACGACCGACGAACGAGUCACAUUACAAGAAGUUAUGAUGAAACAAGGCACAACCUUCCUGAUCAAGGAAAAGUGUACACUUGCCCUCACCCUCGCUUCCGCAGUCUACCACCUUCAUAACACACCCUGGCUAGAAGAAACAUGGGAUCUCAAUGACAUAUGCAUCCUAAGCCAAUCUUUACUAUCCGACCAGCCUUAUAUAUCGCGUGACUUUCCUUCUACAGCUACGUCACCGAUACAGAACCAAAGGGUGCGUAUCAUUAAGAACAGCAUCAUCUUCGCGCUGGGUGUCGCGUUGCUAGAGAUCUCGUAUGGCAAGCCUCUGAACACGUUUGUCACUUCAGAAGACCUCGAUGCAAGUGGCAACCGUACGGCUUUCACCGAUUAUCUCAUAGCGGAUCGUUUGGCAGAGGGCUUACGAACGAGGGAGUUGCCGAACUAUGCGGAUGCGACGCAGAGGUGUAUACAUUGUAACUUUGAAGCUUCGGUAUAUAGUCUCCAUAACGACGAUUUUAGGGAGAGGUUCUAUCAGGGUGUCAUUGUGCCGUUGAGGAAGGACUAUGAAUAUGUUGUUAGUACUACCGUGGCGUAA